UUUUUUGUUAAACAUAUUAUUCAACUGUUUGUAAAUAAUUUAUAUUUAAUUAAUUAGUUUUUUAAAUAUACUUGUUGGUUUUUUUUGUUUUAAAAUGGUAUCUGAACAACAGUAUGAAGAAGAUGAUGUCAUCAUUGAGGGAAGUGAUUUACACAAGGCACUAACUGAAAUGGGUUGCAUGGAUUUCGAAUGUACACCUGUGUUGAGAUCUGAUUAUCCAGAUGAUUAUGAAAAUAAUGUUAAAAUUAAACCAGAUAAUGAUGAUUCAGUUGAUGUUAUUAAAAGUGUUGAUUCUUCAUGGAUAUCAAAUGGUGUAACAUCUGCCAACACACUUGAACAUCUUAAAUUAAUUUUAAAUCUUGAGCCAUUACUUGAUGAUCAUUUUUUAGCAAUUGAAAAAAUGAUAACAACAUUUCCAGUUGUUGAAGAACCACGUAUGAUAAAAUGGCUAUCAGUAUUAAUGCCUGGAUCUGCAUUGACAAUGUUGUUCUUCAAUAAAGCCUUGAGAUUAUCUGGUGCAAUUGCUUUAACAUCAUUUGCAUCAUACACAGCAUAUAAAAAAUAUACAUACUCAAGAAGUAAAAGACAACUUAAAAAUCUUAUAUCAACUCAAAAUGAUGUAUUUAAAUUACACAAAAAGGCAUUAAAAAUUAUAAAAAAUGAUUACAAAAUUCAAUUGGAUUAUCAACGAGUACAUAAAAAAUUAGUACAACAUGAAGUUUAUAGAUUGAAACGUUUACAGCCAAUGUGUGAAUAUUUAUUAAGAUCAAUUGAAAAUUGUUGUACAUUAUUUUGCAAAAAUUCACGUUAUCUUGUUGACUUGUUGCCUGAAACAACAGAUAUUAAUGAUAUGAUUACUAAAUUUGAACACAACAUAUUCACAAUUCAAGGAGAAAUUACUUAUGAAUCACUAAAGCAACUUUAUUAUACGUAUAUUUUAGUUCAAUCUGACAUGAUGCAUGUACUUGCUCUCGUUUACAAUGCAUCAUGUCAGAUUGAAAACAAUAUUGUAUCAAAAUUAUGCCAUACAAUAAAUCAACUAAAUAAUCAAUUGAAAAGCAAUCAAGAAAAAUUAAAAUUAACUGUUGAUGAGUACUUGAGACCUACUCUUAAUCCUGUUACAAAAAAAUACUCUGAUGUUGUUGGAUCAAAGUGGAAAGAUCUUUAUUUACAUGUUGAUUUAUUGUCAAGAAAAUUACAGUUAUCAUAUGACAUUGUUAGAUCAAUACUUGAUGACAUUGACGAACGUAAACGUGAUGAAGAAAAUGACCAGUUUGUUGAAUUAAUAAAUCAAAAAAUAAAUGACGCUCAUAAUACAAUAUUAACAGCUAAAAAUUAUUCUGAAUUUAAUACAUUGUUUAUAAAUAAAUUUAAAAAUUCAUUGACACCUGUUAAUACAGUAAAUUUAGAUGAUGUGAAAUCAGCUGAUAAUGAGCAAGAUGAUGAUGAUAAAUAUAUAAAAAUUGAAUACGACACUGAUCCAGAUAUAAUGGAUGAAGUUUUUGAAGCAUAUAUCAAAGAACAGUAUCUAGAACCACUUUAUAAAAAUGAUGAUGAUGAAAUGACUGCUGAACGUGUUAAACUAGAUAAACUACUUGAACAAAAUUUUAUGGCUGAGCUGAAAGAUGUACUGUUUGAUAAAUUUAAAGCAAUGUCAGAUAGAGAAUCAAAAGCUAUUUUAAGAAAAGCCAACAAAGGUAAUUGUCAAGUUGAUGUAUCAUUACCACCAGCUCCACCACCAUUACCACUUGUUACACCAAUUAAUGACAAUGAUAUCAAUGAUAAAUCAACACGUACACCAAUUCCUCUACCAAGAACUAAAAAAUAUACAAAUUUAGAUGAUGAAAAAUGUAAUCAAGAUGAAGAGGAUACAGAACCAAGACAAAGAAUGUCUAUUAAUAUUAAUUUUGAAAAAAUUAAAUUACCAAAAUUUACAACAAGUGAAGAGACAUUUAUUGGAAGUGGUGAAAAUUCUGAUGAAGAACUUGAUAAUGAUGAUAAAUCAAUUUAAAUAAUAACUAUUAUUUUCUAAUAAAUAAAAAGUUUUCAUUAAAUUUCAUUAA
Aphidius gifuensis is the source of this 2063-nucleotide messenger RNA. RefSeq lists its product as uncharacterized. The transcript has 3 exons. The record is from RefSeq and is a predicted model, not a curated record. Bases 95 to 2011 code for a protein of 638 amino acids. Lineage: Eukaryota; Metazoa; Arthropoda; Insecta; Hymenoptera; Braconidae.